This is a messenger RNA of Serendipita indica DSM 11827, 627 nucleotides long. NCBI's taxonomy places the organism in Eukaryota, Fungi, Basidiomycota, Agaricomycetes, Sebacinales, Serendipitaceae. The record is from the annotation of a GenBank genome assembly.
AUGAACGAUAUUGACAGCGGCGUGGCCAAAGGUGGCACCCUCCUGUUUACCUUCAAGCCUCUCGAUCGUAUUGGGCUGAAGCAGAAGAAGGUUGCUUGGAAGGUUAUUCCGUUCGCGGCAAACGCCAAAAAAAGAGCCCAAGUAGAAUAUGUGAAUCAGUUGGCAUUCAUUGCCCCUCAGGUCUCUGGCGGUAACCGCAUCGACCCAUCUACCUACGAAGCAGUGAACGUUGGUGAUGCAGUCAGCUAUGAUCUUGACGGGGAUGGACAACUCGUUAUCAACGAGGCCGACGACCUCAAGAGGCCUGACUUUAUUACCGCGAGGAACAACACCAGAAAGAUUCAAGAUAUCGCCAUCGGCCUCCAGCCCAAACCGAGGAAGGAUCCCGAGCCCAUCCUGUACUUUCCUAAAGUUGGGAAUACGACAAUGGUCGUCGCCAAGUAUCAUCCCAUCCUGCGUGCCUAUAUGACCUCAGACUACCAGGAAAGCGAGGUAAUCUCGGGCGAGAUUCAGACGGGUUUGAUGUGGGAGAGAGAUCUUUCUCAGCUUCCUGAUACCUCGAGCUGGAUACUCACAUAUGAUGACGACUCUGGCAUGUACAACCUCGCACCAGACGAUGAUAAUUAA